This is a messenger RNA of Caenorhabditis elegans, 1149 nucleotides long. It is a transcript of the gene F09G2.2, whose product is annotated as Protein CNPPD1. The transcript is spliced from 4 exons. NCBI's taxonomy places the organism in Eukaryota, Metazoa, Nematoda, Chromadorea, Rhabditida, Rhabditidae. Bases 1 to 960 code for a protein of 319 amino acids. The record is from RefSeq and is marked reviewed. Gene Ontology annotation, molecular function: protein kinase binding.
AUGGCUCCGCUAUUUCCCGAUUUCCGCAAGAUGCGAAAAAGGAUGAAGCGUUCGCUCAACUACGGAACAAAACAGCCGGCGUCACUGAAUUAUCCACUAUCUCAACUUGUGGUAGACUAUUUCGACAAAACAUCCACCUUCGAUUACAUGGAACCUAACACAUCGGCAAUGAUUUCAAAAUGUGGCUACGCUGACCCGUGCACACUCGUAGUCGCCCUUGUCUAUUUGGAUCGUCUACGAGUUCAGAAAAAGGCUUUUUUCGAAUCUACUGACCCGGUUUCCCUGUAUGUACCUGCUCUCGUUCUCGCCUCGAAGUAUAUGCACGAUGCUGAUACCUACGACCGCGUUUCUAACUCAGAAUGGGCUGAAUCACUGAAAAUGACACCGGAAGAUCUGAAUGCGAAGGAAUGGAAUUUAGUAAAAAAUCUCGAUUGGAACGUAGCUGUGAAGAACGACGAAUUUGAAAAUUAUCUAGACAAUAUGGAGAAAUGGGUGGCUGGAUCAUUUGUAGAGAAGAACGGGUUUAUGACAUACAAUGAGCUUUUGCAAUUGUCGUCAAUGGUUCCUAUUAUGGACAUCGUCAAGCAAUUGAUUGAAUUCAUCAGCUCCACAUCUCUUAUCUACUGCUUGACUCUCGCGUUGAUGUCGACUACCUUGUCCACUGUUUCCGAGCCAUCGACCUCAGCUGACGUCACUUCACCAAAAGACAACAAUCAGACUUUCUCGCCAGUCUUCCUGUCGCCACGAACCAGAUCCCAUCCUAGCACCACCGAGUUUGGUUUCGAAUUCGAUGAAAACGAGUGGACAGUCGAAGAAGACGUCGAGUUCGAGAAGGAGAAUGGGACAUCAACCGAUUUAUGUCCAUUUGAAUCUGCUCGCCGAGCCAUCGAUAAAUUUCGACUCGCCCUUUCCCCAUAUCUCUCGUGUUACCGCCAGAGUUUUGAAAUAUUCAUAAAAUAGUCGUUUUCACCAUUAUGUAAUCAAAACGUAUGUGCCUUGAUAAUUGUGAGUAAUAAGUCCCCACCCAGUUCAAUUUUAAUUUUUACCCCCUUAUGCAGGUCUUAACACAAUUCUUUUUGUAUGUUUUCCCAUCGUUUUUUUUCUCCAGAAAAUGAAUAUCAAUGAUACCAAAUAAAUACGGUAUUUUGU